Molecule: messenger RNA, 3990 nt
Organism: Paecilomyces variotii
Lineage: Eukaryota; Fungi; Ascomycota; Eurotiomycetes; Eurotiales; Thermoascaceae
Product: peptidyl-prolyl cis-trans isomerase
Exons: 6
Coding region: 1-3990 (1329 amino acids)
Biological process (GO): protein ubiquitination; deadenylation-independent decapping of nuclear-transcribed mRNA; protein folding
Cellular component (GO): P-body
Molecular function (GO): mRNA binding; peptidyl-prolyl cis-trans isomerase activity; ubiquitin-protein transferase activity
Source: RefSeq, a predicted model, not a curated record
AUGGCUUCAGACUUCGUCGGAUUUGAUGUUCUCGUGACGCUCAAAAACCCGCCAAAUGCGCGAAUCCAGGGAACAGUGGCUGCUGUUGUUGGACAGCGUCUGACACUUGAAAAUGUCACAUUGCUAUGGAAUGGUCAACGUUUGCCACGGUAUCACAUUGAGGGUACAGGCAUUGCAGACUUGGAAGUCAGCCAGGUGCCGCGGCCUACCUCAGCAACGAAUCAAUUCGAGAGUCAUCAGCAGAAACAUGCGACUUCUGCAAAUGGACUGUACGACAAGUCCUUUAACCAGUCAACUCCUGUUGAGACUACACCGAAAGCUGCGCCACAACCCUUCGUCGACCCUGCCAUACUGAGCUUCUCGAAGCCUCCACAGAAAACUACUGCUGCAGCUCCUGCAGAAUUGAGUGGACCUGAUCUGGGCUCCAUGUCACCCGUCGUACUCCCUGGGAAUGCAACAGCUGGCUCAUCUCGAACAAACCAAAUACCGUCCUUCCCUACGAGCGUUACUGCUACACAGACGAGAACUGUGCCCUCACAGAUCGAAAGACACGACUCAAAUGCAACCGCGAUAUUAACUGAGCCCUUCAACAAUCUAGGCCUGAAUGGCAAUAGUGGUGUAAGUGGGAAUCAGAAUGGGGAAGAGGAGCUUGCCCUCGACGGGUCUGUCCCCGAGGGAAGGAUAGGAGCAGCACCACUGGAAGCUCCACUGAAAUACACCGGCAAAAGAAGUCGUCGUGGUGGCCGUAACAAAUUAAAGGAAGGCCUGCCCGAGGAUGUCAAUGCGCCCGGUGCUACUUUGAACACGAACCCCAAAGCAAAAGGUUGGCGUCAGACAGCGUUUGUGGAACCAAUGUAUCCACAGGCAUCUCGAACGAGUGCACAAGAGAAGAUGGCCUCCAUGCACAGUAGCGGUAAGCGUCGCAAACAGCGGAACCUCAAAUCUUAUGCGGAAGACACGAACGGCUGGGCGACCGAAGACGCGACCGAUAUUCAGGAAAUGGGCGACUUUGACUUCCAGAGCAACCUGUCGAAAUUCGAUAAGAGACGGGUAUUCGACGAGAUCCGCAACGAUGAUACGACUGCUGACGAAGACCGCCUGGUGAGUUUCAAUAGGAAGGCUCGGCCAGGAACGAAUGGUGGCAAGAAUCUGCAUUAUACGGAAAAUGUGCUCGACAGCCCACCUGCCAAAUGGAACAGCGAAGCUGGAGAGACGGAGGAAGAAGUCAGCGAUGGGAAGUUCAGCAGUGGAAAUUACUCCGGACGAGAUCCAUCCAGAACGUCCACACGGCCGCAAUCUCGGAAAAGCAGCACCAUUUUGGGCCAGCCUUUAAUGCCACCCCAGAUUAAUUCUAUUGGGAGGACCCAAUUGACUUCAUCAAGGAACGCAAGUCCGCGGCCAAGCAAACAGUCAAUAUCAGCAUCUCCCAUGAAUGGGCCCAUCGGUGUUGCAAGUACUUCGUUGCGACUCACGACAACCAACAGGAGUUGCCCCACCGUGAGCCCGUUGCAGAUGCUGGAAGUUGAGCAAUUGGCUAUCGCCGAGCUUGGCCUGACGGAAGACAUGAUUACAGAGAAUGCUGGUCGUGGAAUUGCUGAAGCCGCUGUCGCUCAGUUAUCGAGCGAAUCCACUGCAUCUACAUUGCUCGUGCUUACAGGAAAUCACCGCACUGGCGCGAGGGCUGUUGCGGCAGCCCGUCACCUGCGAAACAGAGGACACCGCGUGACUCUUUGCUUGCUGGGUCUCGAGCAUGAGAAUGAACUUCUAGAAAAUUGUCGCAAGCAGCUUGAGAUCUUCAGAAAGAUAGGCGGUCGCGUGCUGAGGUGGGAAGAGCUAUCAGCAAGGCUGUCUACAUCUGAUUUCGCUCCAGAUUUGGUGGUAGAUGCUUUGCUCGGUAUGCACAUUGCGUUCGAAGAUCUGCGGAGUGACGAUCAAGCCGCAGCCUUUGAAAUGAUCGCAUGGAUUAAUAGGAGCGGUGUGGAUAUCCUGUCUGUGGAUGUUCCGUCAGGGAUUUCUGCUUCUAGUGGCGACGUUACCCAGGUGGAAGGUGCUCGGCUCUCUGUCAGCUCCAAGUCUGUUGUCUGCCUUGCAGCACCUAAGACUGGUAUACUGAACGCUUUGCUUGCUGGCGAAGGCCAAUCGUGGAAUAUCACUGUCGCGGACAUUGGAAUUAGUCAAGUGGUUUGGCGAAAGUAUGGUACUCGCCGUCGACAUGGGGUUGACUUCGGCAACCGCUGGGUUGUGCCAUUACGCUACCAACCUAGCGCUGCGAUUACCCAUUCAGAGUGGGCAUCUGAAGACUCAUACGGCGCGAGUGCUGGAGCCGGCGUGUCGAGAGCUAAGAGGGAUGGAGUCCACGCGUCGUUUAAACGUCUCCCCUACAACUUCUGUUCGCUAUCUCUUCAACCAUUCUCGCAUCCAGUCUGCACGCCAUCGGGAACAAUCUUCGACAUUACCAACAUUCUACCGUGGCUGAAAAAGCAUGGAACGAAUCCUGUGGAUGGCAGCCCGCUCAAGAGCUCAGAUCUCAUCAAGCUCCAUUUCGCAAAGAACGAGGCGGGCGAGUACGUUGACCCGGUGACCUACAAAGUCUUCACGGAUAAUACGCACAUCGUCGCUCUUCGUAAUACAGGAAAUGUGUUCGCGUGGGAUACGGUGGAGAAGCUAAACGUGAAGCCGAAAAUGUGGCGGGAUCUGGUAACGGAUGAAGAAUUCGGUAGGAAAGAUAUCAUCACAUUGCAGGAUCCGCAAAAUGUCCAGUCAAGAGAUCUCAGCUCUUUCAAAUACCUGAAGGAGGGUGAGACUUUCCUGACGGAAGAGCAAGAACGUGAGAGGAACGAUCCCACGAGCAAUGUCAAUGUCGGAGCACUGGGCAGCUCGGCCAAAAUCUUGAAAGCAAAGGAAGCAGUUGCGAGAGCUCGCGCAGAGAGGGCACAGCAGGCUGGCACUGCUGGUACUUCCAGCGCUUCUGGGAAAGGCGGUGUCGCAACUAAGUCAGUCACUCAGAGGACUUCGAUGCACCAGUCAGGGAAGCCCGUUCCAUAUAACGCUGCGAAACACACGACAGGUCUUGCAGCUGCGUCAUUUACAAGUACUGGUCUUACACCCCAUACGUCUGGAGAACUUGCUCUUCUCACUGAGGAGCAGUAUAUGCUCAAGCGCGGCAGAGUGAAGAUAAAGGGAUAUGCUCGUAUAUCCACCAAUGUCGGGGACCUCAAUCUGGAGUUGCACACAGAAUAUGCCCCUAAAGCAGUCUGGAACUUUCUCCAACUUGCCAAGAAAGGCUAUUACGACGGUGUGAUAUUUCAUAGAAAUAUUAAAGGUUUCAUGAUCCAGGGUGGUGAUCCCACUGGAACAGGCAGAGGAGGUGAAAGUAUCUGGGGUAAAAACUUUGCCGACGAAUUCGAGGGACCUCUGAAGCAUGAUGCUAGAGGAACAGUGAGUAUGGCGAACAAGGGAAAGAACACCAACAGUAGUCAAUUCUUCAUUGCCUAUCGUGCUCUUCCUCACUUAAAUAACAAGCAUACCAUAUUUGCUCGCCUGAUUGAUGACCCCUCUCCCUCGUCGACAACGCUAAAUGCCAUGGAGACACACCCAGUUGAUUCCUCAACCAAUAAACCCCAGCCUGAUAUUGUCAUCAAAGGAAUCACAAUCUUCGUCGAUCCCUUCGAGGAGUUCCUCAACCAGAAACGACAAGCUGAAGAAGCCGAAAAGGCAAAAGCUGCUGGCGAGGGUGAACCUGGAGAGACAUCGAGACAGGCAGAUGACGAACAAAUGACUUGGACGGGAAAGAGGAUAAGAGGAGCUGGAGAUGGCCGUGGCCCAGAAAGCAGCACAGGAGUAGGCAAGUAUUUGAAAGCGGCACUGGCGGACCGCGCUGCUCAAGACGAGGACGAAAUCGUGGAAUAUGUGGAUGACGAGCCGGAGCCGGAGCCCUCACGAAAGAAGAUGAAAUCUUCUGGCGGAUUUGGGAACUUUGAUAGUUGGUGA